GACUUCAACCCACCAAACCCUAUAUUCUACCCUGUUCUGUGUUCUCAUGUAUAUCACUGUCAUCGCUACUACGAGAUUUCUGCAGAUCGAGUAUUGUAUAUUGACGAUUGAAGCCACAUAGUUCCCCUAUUGCCAGAAGCGUUGAAUUGUUCGAUCUUUGAGGCUCAAUCUCGACCCGAAAUGGGCUCCAAAUUGUCAAGGGAUUUGGUGGUUGAUGUCUUCUCGAGAUUACCGGAAAGCAAAAGCCGAUUGUGUUGUUUUAGAGACUGGCUGGCUUGUUAGAGAAUAUUAUUUGCUUUACAAAGAACCUUCUGAGUAUAAUGAGAUUGGAUGCAUAUACUUUGAUAUCCCAACAACCCCAAAAGCGCAGUGGGUUAAGUGUUGUCAAGGUUUGUUAUGCUUGAUUUCGAUCCGAAAUAAUAUUAUUAAACUUGAUCGGGAUGAUUACCUUAUUUAUGAUAUUUGGAUAUAUAACCCAUCCAUUAGGAAAAUUAAAGCCUUACCGUCUGUUACCGUCACUUACAGACCACCUUCUGAUGCAUUUGUUGUUAACCAAUUUGGGUUUGGGAUUUCUAGUGACAUGACUUGGAAGGUUGUGAUGCUAUUAGAAUUUUGUUCUAUUGAUGAUGGUAGUACUACUCACCAAAUGACACUAGUUUAUAGCCAAGUUGGUGGUGAUUCUUGGAGUUUGAGACAGAUUAAUUCGGUUACACCUCGUCGCGAUCUUGAGAGUGAGAGCAAUGAUUUUUAUUUAAAAGGGAGGUACUAUUGGCGGGUUGAUAGGUUUUGUGUGGAACCUUACAAUCGAUUCUUGAUUUGGUUUGAUAUGAAUGAUGAGGUGUUUGGGAGGAUUAGGUUGCCGGAUAUGAAUAUUUCUUCCGUCUCAAUAAUGAAUGAGACUAUUGCUGUAGUCGGAUAUUCAAGUUGGAGGGAUUUUAGUUGCAUUGAGAUUUGGUUAAUGAUUGAAAAUGACAACAGUACUUAUUGGCAUAAACAAGCAAGCAUAAACACAGAUAAUGAGUCUUGGAUACCAAUAGGGAUUUGGAAUGUGGUUGGUGAAUUGCUUGUAUCACUAGAGGAGAAAGUUGAGUGGGAUUCAGAUAAUUCGGAUCGGGAUCAUGCUAAAAGAGGUGUACCAUACUUCAUGUCUUUGGAUUUGGUAACGCAAGAAAGGAAGAAAUUCUCUAUAAGUAAAAAAAGGAAAAGUAUUAGUAGCAUAAGGAAUUGUGAUAUAUAUGCUCGAGUUUACGAUGAAAGUCUACAUUUUCUGUAAGAAUGAAACAAUUAUACAUUGUUUACUUCAACCUUGUGCUUAGGGCUAUGUGAUAUUGGAGUAAGAUGUAUUGUAUCAUACUUUUUCUAUGCAUUAUAAAAAUGAUAUUCUUGAGCUAUGAUUUGUAGUUUCAUCAAGGUUGGUGUAAUUUGUUAGUCCAAUUAUUAUUAUUAUUAUUAUUAUAAACUCCCUUCCCUUGAA
Ipomoea triloba (trilobed morning glory) is the source of this 1474-nucleotide messenger RNA. RefSeq lists its product as uncharacterized. NCBI's taxonomy places the organism in Eukaryota, Viridiplantae, Streptophyta, Magnoliopsida, Solanales, Convolvulaceae. The transcript is spliced from 2 exons. The coding region runs from base 215 to 1273 and encodes 352 amino acids. The record is from RefSeq and is a predicted model, not a curated record.